AUGACGAAACCAAACGAGUUACGUUCCAUUGGCAGCACGGCAUGCAAGGGCGCAAACAACGACGAGAUCGACCUCGGAGAUGAAAGCUCAGACGAUGAUGGCGGAUACGGCCCUGUCGCGCCCAAAGUGCCCUCGCAGGGCGCCUCCGCGGCUGGGCCAGCCAUAGGGCCUUCCAUGCCUCCGAGCUCGACACAUAACGCGGAUGAAAUCGAUCUUGAUGAUGAUGACGUCGGGCCACUCCAGCCUCCGCCUGUGGAUGCAAACACCAUCUCACCGCCCUCACAUAAGCGCUCUGUCGGGCCAACGAUGCGCCCCCGCGUCAACCAAUACCGCCAAAAUACCCCUCUCAGCUUCUGGCCCGGAGUCUGGCCCAGAUCCCCUCCCCGCCCCCAAGCGCACUUAUGGCCCUUCUCUCCCCCAGUCUCCUCUUCCGCACAAACAACCCGUCCUAACCCUAGCCCUGAUUCUGACGCCGACUCCGACUCCGACUCCGAUGACUAUGGCCCGGCUCUCCCUUCCGCGGCGACCUCUUCACGACCCGCCUAUACCUCACGCAUGCCCCAAGAAGCAGCGCCUGAACCCACAAAGCGGGAUGAGUGGAUGCUCGCACCGCCUUCGGCGUCUGACCGCCGCGAACAGGACCCCACAAAGCUAAAAAACCGCUCCUUCCGCUCCGGGCCUUCCGCCGCUACUUCGGCCAACGCGCAAAAGCUGGGGUUGCAAGCAUUUGGACGGAGACUGCCCAAGAAAAACUUGCGCGCCUGCAGAAUUCGUCUUUACGAGGAGCGCCAGGAAGCCAAGAAGAGAGGCAAGAUGAAGCCACAAGAUGAAGAGGAUGAUCCGAGCAAGAGGCCGUUCGACAGGGAGAAAGACAUGGCGAUAGGGGGCAACCUCGGGGCUGCUAAGAAAAGGGAACUACUAAACAAGUCAUCCAACUUUGGUGACAGGUUUCAAAAGGGAUCCUAUCUGUAG
This is a messenger RNA of Parascedosporium putredinis, 972 nucleotides long. The record is from the annotation of a GenBank genome assembly. NCBI's taxonomy places the organism in Eukaryota, Fungi, Ascomycota, Sordariomycetes, Microascales, Microascaceae.